Messenger RNA from Mercenaria mercenaria, 7220 nucleotides. Its product is annotated as polyisoprenoid diphosphate/phosphate phosphohydrolase PLPP6-like. The record is from RefSeq and is a predicted model, not a curated record. The transcript is spliced from 2 exons. Lineage: Eukaryota; Metazoa; Mollusca; Bivalvia; Venerida; Veneridae. Gene Ontology annotation, molecular function: sphingosine-1-phosphate phosphatase activity. The coding region runs from base 225 to 917 and encodes 230 amino acids.
AACUUCACGCUUGGAUAAUCCGCAAAAGUUGUUUGAGUACUUUGACACUAUUUUUGUUAAUAUAUUUUAUGCUUUUAUUUGCCAUAGCCUGUGGCUAUAAUUAGAAAUCUUCCCCAGGAUGCACCGCGAUCGGAUUUCCCUACUUCCGUUAUAUUUAUUGAUUUGACAAACACAGAAAAUUGCAUUUUUUUUCCACAAUAACUACAGUUCUCUUAUAACAAAGCAUGAAUACAGUGAGCAAACGAAAUGGAAAAAGAGAAAAUAAAUCCACGAAAAAUGGGACUUCUAAAAUCAAAGGAAAGCAGCUUUCGGAGGAAAACAGAAAAAACAACAUUCUGUCAACCAUUCUCGAGUGGGAUGAGAAAUAUACGUGCAUAUGUGCAGUGUUCGCAGACAAAACCUCGUCUUUCAGGCCAAUAAUGAAACUGUUAGAGAUAUCUUGUCACGGGAUACCAUGGCUUCUCGGCACUGUUGUUUUAAUCCUGUCGGUGCACCAGGCACAUCACAUAGAAAUUCUUGUCAAUCUUUUCUAUGGACUUAUCAUCGACCUUAUUGCAAUAUCAGUUUCAAAGAUAGCAUUCCGGAGAUCUCGUCCAGCACACAAUGAGAUGGACAUGUUCGUCACAGUUUCCAUCGACAACUAUUCAUUCCCUUCAGGCCAUGCUUCAAGGGCAGGGAUGUUGGCCUGUUUCUUUGUCUUACAUGCUGUGGAAUCUCCAAAGUGGAUAGUACUAAUUCUGUUAUGGUCUUUCAUUGUAACAUUUUCACGUGUGCUGCUGGGCAGGCACCAUUUAGUUGAUGUGAUAUGCGGGUAUAUCUUAGGGAUUGGUGAAUAUGUAAUACUAAGUUACCUCUGGAUAUCAAGAGAGACCUCUCUCAGUUGGCUGGAACUAUACUUUAGUCAUUUUCAUUUGUAGUCCAAACAAUAUCCAAAUGAUUUUUGUUGUUGGUUUCCUUUCAAACUUAUCAUGGUGAUAUUUUGCUACCGGUAUUUUAAUGUUCUGCACAUGUGUGUGCAAACUGUUAGCCUUGGCUUGUCCAAGGUUUUCAUUAUUUUUAUGUUGAAUUCAUGUUUAUAAUCCUAAAUGAAAAACACAGUUUUACCAAUCAUGCUCUGAUAUUUUUAGUGUUAUUGUACCAGUAAAUAUUUUUUUUAAAGAUUUAAGCAUGAUUGGAAAUUGAAAAGUGUAUUUAAUUUAUGUAGAUUUCUUUUAUCAAUACAUGUUAUUGUGAACUGUUCAUUGAGAAAUUCUUAAAUUUAACAGGUUUAUCAAUGUUAAAAGUUAAAACACAUUUAAAUGUUAUUGUUCAUUCAGUUUUUGGUAAUAUUCCCCAAACAUACUGGAGGUUAACAAAGGUAAGAGUAGAUCUCCAGACAGCCUUAGAUCCAUACAUGUAAUUUUUAUAUUGUUGUUAUGCCAUCUGUUAUGUGUUGUAAUAGUAUAUAUCUAGAAGAAAAAUUCAAUAUUCUUUGACACAGAAGGACAACAGGAAUUUUAUCUUGCAGUAUAUAUAGCUUCCUGGUGAUAAGGCCUAAAACAAUUCUUUGUUUCCAGUAACAUGCUCAAAAAAAUUAGGGUAGGUAGGUCGUAAUUUUUUUUUUUAUUAAGUGAGACUUUUCGGAAAUUAUUUUUGUGUCAAAAAAUGAAUACAAAUAAGGGGGUUAUAUGCCUUUAGAGCAUCAGUAAAUUGAUUUCUAACAUCACUAACCAUGUUUAAAGCACCAUAAGCAGUUUUGCAACUUUUUUAUUAAAAGUUGAAAAAAAAAAUUCUCCAAGGCCAUAAAAACAUUUAGGGUUGGGCCAGAAAUUUAGGGUUGGUCAGGAUACCAGAAAGAAACAAUUUUUUUACGCUUAAGUAUCAAGCAGUGUAUCUUGGUAUACUUUUAUGUUGAUAGAAUAUUAUGCUGGCGUUAAUAUAUAUAUGAAUGUUAGUCAACUGUUGAGUCCAGGACAUUAUAUCUGUUUCAUUAACUGUUUAGAUAGUUCUGUCAGAAGAUUACAGUGUAAAUGGAAAAAUGAUAAUGUUUCCAUAUGAAAUAAUCUCUCUAGUCCAGCAAUAUAGCUACCUAUACACAUAUGGUUACCUGAAUACCAGUACACACUAAUUUCUCGGAGACAGGAAAUUAAAACAUGUGUUUGUAAUUUCAUUUGCUCAUCACAAAAAGCUUCAUCUUUAAUGUUCAAAGAGCUUAAAAAGCAUGUAAAAAUAAGCAAAAAGGAAGUCUAUUUGUAUGACCUAAGAAGAAUAAUAGCAGACUCGGGUUGAUUUAGUCUGUUCCUGAGAGGUAAUGAAAUGUACAACACAUCUCAUCCCCCACCCCACAGUAGCCCCAGCUUAAGCGGAACUUUAUAAUACAUCCAAUGAAUGGACUCCAUGAUUCCAUAGGACCAGAAAAUUGAAUUUUGACCAUAAGAUGGAAUAUUGGCCAUUUGACAACUGUGGAAAGGUUUGGUGAUGUUAGCAUUAUAAUUGGGUUUUUUUAAUACAUACAGCUGACAAAAUAGACUUUCUUAAUGUCUUUUACAAAUUACAUUGUAGUUCAGCAAACACCAGUGUCAGCUUUAUCUUUUCGUUACCUGACUUUAAUGCAUGUAUUAAGAUGCUUUGAAAAAAUCAGUGUUGUAGAAUCAGAAUUACUGGUAUUUCAGACAUGCCGAACUAUCGGGAGAUUUAUGCUUCUAUCAUAUAUUAUAUCAUAAUCAAGAUUAUUUCAGAUGGCUUAAACAGAAAAAAAAUAAACUAAUAUUGAUUUUGAGAUCAAUUUUAAAGUAUAUUGCCUUAAUUCUGUGUUCACAAUAUUUUAGACUGUUUCAGAAAAAAAUUUGGUGCUAUUUGAGCCACGCCAUGAGAAAACCAACAUAGUACAUUUAUGACUAGCAUGAAUCCAGACCAGCCUUUGCAUCCGGGCAGGCUGGUCAGGCUCCAUGCUGCUCGCUUUUAAAGGCUAUUGCAAUUAGAGAAACCCUUAGCGAACAGCAUCGAUCUUGACCAGACUGUGCAUAUGCGUAGGCUGAUCUGGAUCCAUGCUGGUCGCAAAUGCGCUAUGUUGGUUUUCUCACGGCACGGCUCAUUUCAUUUUAGGAGGAUGGUUUGCAGUUUUUUUUCUCAGUACAAGCCUUAGUAUGGUCCAUUAAAAACUUAUUUGUAUUUGAAUGAUAUAUAUUCAAUCAAUUAACAUGUAUUCAAACAUAGAUAUAAAGUAUUUUUGUAUGACAUUUCUUUUUUUUAGAUAAUGCUUUUUUGUGUUUUAUGUUAUAUUUUCUGAUAUUUCAUAGUCCAAACAAUGUUUAAAUAUUAUUCCAGGACAUUUUAGUUUUUAUUUUUAUGUACUGUUGUCACACUCCAGCCCAGGAUGCUCUUACAGUAAAAGCCAUUUCUGUCAAAUUGUAAAUAUACGCUCUUUAAAACUUUAUUACAUUUGUUUUUCAAGUAUUUUUUUGUCUGAAGUUUGUUUAAAUGUCAGUAGUCUCUCAUGCACUCUUUGAGUACUGUCACGUGACAUCUAUUAUAGUACAUUGUACAUGUGGAACUUGAUUUCUUGAUUGAAUCAUCCGCAAACUUCACAAAAAAUAGUCCCCUGUAAUUGUUGUUUUAAGUUCAUGAAAUAUAACCAGUGUUCCAUAUUGUUGUUUUUUUACAUUCUGAAAAUGUCAUGAUAUUUGAAUAGGCGCAAAAUUUUCUGAACAAGUAGGACUGAUCAGAUUCUAAUCUUUUACUGAUUUUAGAACUUUUUUUUAAACAUUAUGUAAUAUAAACCAUUUUACUUCUGUAAUUUGUGAAUAAUACAGAAUUAGCAGUCUGGAUUAUGAAGUGAUAAGAGUUAAUAUAGUAAGAUACCAUGUUAGAUUAAUAGUUCAGUGAAGUACUAAAGUUUUAUUCUAUAUUCUGAAAAUUUUUGGUAUGUAAGAUUAAUACCGUAUUAUUGUGUUACAUCAGUCUUAGGUAAUACCCUAUUAUGGCGUCCCUUCAAUCCUAAGUUAUACCGUAUUACUAAUACCUUUUUAGACUAAAGUUAAGCUUACUCGUAUUUUCAUACAUGUACAUAAUAAAUCUAAGAGUAUCAGUUUCAUAUAUCUUUUGCUAAAUUUUAAUCUUAGUCCAAAAUUGAUAGUUUGUAUAGAUUUUGUAUGUAUGUUAUUUCAUGUUUUAUAGUGUAAUGUUGUGUGUGAAUUUUUAUGCCCCCCUUCGAAGAAGGAGGGGUAUAUUGUUUUGCAGAUGUCGGUUGGUAGGUCGGUCGGUCAGUCGGAAUGUAGACCAAUCCUUUUCUGGAUGAUAACUCAAGAACGCUUGGGCCUAGGAUCAUGAAAGUUGAUAGGGAGGUUGACCAUCACCAGCAGAUGACCCCUAUUGAUUUUGAGGUCUGUAUGUCAAAGGUCAAGGUCACAGUGACCCAGAACAGUAAAACGGUUUCCGGAUGAUAACUCAAGAACACUUGGGCUUAGGAUCAUGAGAGUUGAUAGGGAGGUUGGUAAUGACCAGCAGAUGACCCAUAUUGAUUUUGAGGUCAGUAUGUUAAAGGUCAAGGUCACAGUGACCCUGAACAAUAAAACGGUUUCCGGAUGAUAACUCAAGAACGCUUAGGCCUCGGGUUACGAAAGUUGAUAGGGAGGUUGGUCAUGACAAGCAGAUAAUCCCUAUUGAUUUUGAGGUCAGUAUGUCAAAGGUCAAGGUCACAGUGACCAGGAACAGUAAAAUGGUUUCCAGGCAAUAACUCAAGAACGCUUGGACCUAGUAUCAGGAAAAAUGAUAGUUAGGUUGGCCAUGACCAGCAGAUGACCCGUAUUGAUGUUGAGAUCAUUAGGUCAAAGGUCAAGGUCACAUUGGCCAGGAACAGUUAAACGGUUUCUGAUCUUCUUGUCCAAAACCAUAGGGCCUAGGGCUUUGAUAUUUGGUAUAUAGCAAAAUCUAGUGGUCCUCUAUUAAGAUUGUUCAGAUUAUUUCCCUGGGGUCAAAUAUGGCCCCACCCCGGGGGUCACAUGGUUUAUAUAGACUUAUAUAGGAAAAAACUUUGAAAAACCUCUUGUCCAAAACCACAGGGUCUAGGGCUUUGAUAUUUUGUAUAUGACAUCAUCUAGUAGUCCUCUACUAAGACUGUUCAAAUUAUUCCCCUAGGGUCAAAUAUGGCUCCGCCCUGGCGGUCACAUGGUUUACAUAGGCUUAUAUAGGGAAAAACUUUGAAAAUCUUCUUGUCCAAACCACAAAGACUAUGGCUUUGAUAUUUUGUAAUGUAGCAUCAUUUAGUGGUUCUCUACCAAGUUUGUUCAAAUUAUCCGUCUAGGGUCAAAUAUGGCCCCGCCCCAGGGGUCAUAUGGUUCAUAUAGACUUAUAUCGGGGAAAAACUUAGAAUCUUCAUGUCCAUAACUUACAUCAUUCAGAUUUGGACCACAUGUAUAGUUUUGAGUGGCAAGAUGAACCUUGACAUGAGUUAACCUUGAUCUUGACCUAGUGACCUACUUCCACAUUUCUGUAGCUACAGCCUUCAAAUUUGGACCACAUGCAUAGGUUUGUGUAUCGAAAAAAACUUUGACCUUGUUAUUGACCUAGUUAUCUACUUACACAUUUUUGAAGGUACAGGCUUCAAAUUUGGACCACUUACAUAGUUUUGUGUUCCGAAAUAAAAUCUGACCUUGAUUUUGACCUAGUGACCUACUUUCACAUUUCUCAAGCUACAGCCUUCAGAUUUGAACCACAUGCUUAGUUUUGUGUACCGAAACGAACUUUGAUCUUGAGAUUGACCUAGUGGUCUACUUUCACAUUUCUGAAGCUACAGGCUUCAAAUUUGGACCGCAUGCAUAUUUUUGUGUUCUGAAUUGAAAUUGAAAUUGAUUUUUACCUAUUACCUACUUUCACAUUUCUAAAGCUACAGCCUCCAAAUUUGAAGUACAUGCAUAGUUCUGUCUACCGAAAUGAACUUUGACCUUGAAAUUGAUCUAGUGACCUGCUUUUACAUUUCUCAAGCCACAGCUUUCAAAUUCGGACCACAUACACAUUGUUUUGUACCGAAAUGAAAUUUGACCUUGAUUUUGACCUUGAGCUAGUCUUGAAAUUUGGAACAUUCAAAGAUGGCUCAGUGGAUGGCGCCAAGAUCACUCUGUAAUCUCUUGUUAGGUUAAUAGGUUAAAGGUCAAGGUCUGAUUAAACCAGAAUGGUAGAACUUUUCUUUACAGUGAGCCUAUAAUAUCUGUUCCUUGUGCAAUUACUGAAUGCAUCAAGGGGGGCAUUUCAUGUUCGACGAGCUCUUGUUUUAAUUGUGAUAAAAGUCAUUUAUUGCUCUUAAGAUUUUAUUACAUUUAUUUAAUAGAAUUUUUAUUUUGCAUUUUGGAUACAAAAUAGAAAGUUUGUAAUGCAAAAGCAUUUUCUGAAAUUUUGAGGAAAGAGAGGAUCAGUUGCUGUCAAAUCUUCUUCUUCUUCUUGUCGUUCGCAGUGCUGUCAAAUCAAAUCUUCAUGUACUAAUUCAUUUCAAAAUAAGUCUGUAGCACUUAGUGUAAAGCUGCAUAGCCCAUAUGCAUGCCUAAUAGUUCUUAUAAAUAAAGUUUUGACGUUCAGCUCAUUGAUUUCAGUGUGUAAAAGUGUGUAAACAGUUGAACUGUUUUGUUUUUAAAAAGCCUUUAUAGUUUUUUUCCCCGUGAAGUCAAUAUAUUGAGGAUAUUGUUGUCUGCUUUACCUGACAUGUCUAACUUUAACAAAUCAGAAUAAUUGGAAACUGAAUACUAUGCCGAAUCUUCUCCUUAAAUUCCUCGAUUUCUCCCUAAAUUCUGAGGGAGAAGUCACUUUUCCUUGAAAUUUUGUUCAAGGAUGAUCCCUGCAAUCACAUGACUGGAUAGGGCACUUGCAAGAUUAAACCAGACCAUUCUUGUCAAAGUCUGUGAGAAGAAAGCAUUGUGAUUUGUCAGUGUGGUAGAUGGUAGUUUUAAAGUUAUUUAACCUUGGCCUGCUAAAUUUCUAAAAUGGACUGGUCUAACGUUGAAUUUAGACAAUACCAUUUAUUAUUCAAAGGGAUGUUCACUGAAAAUUUACUGGCUGAAUAGCAAACAGUGCAGGCCAUGUCUGUGCAGGCUGAUCUUGGUCUGCACUGGUGACAAAAGCAAAAUUGCUUGCUGCCAGCAGGCUAAAGGUUAAUAACAAACGUGUAAACAAUGCAAAAUUUGUUAUGAAAGUAGAAUAAUUUUGUUUUGCUAAAAAUUUUACAGAAAUGUUAAUAAAGAAUGUUAAUUUUA